Molecule: messenger RNA, 1162 nt
Organism: Lathyrus oleraceus (garden pea)
Lineage: Eukaryota; Viridiplantae; Streptophyta; Magnoliopsida; Fabales; Fabaceae
Product: nudix hydrolase 16, mitochondrial
Exons: 4
Coding region: 336-842 (168 amino acids)
Cellular component (GO): nucleus; cytoplasm
Molecular function (GO): pyrophosphatase activity
Source: RefSeq, a predicted model, not a curated record
CCACAAUCCACGUGACUUUGACCCAUUUAUUUGAUCCGUUCUAACCGCUUCUUCUUUCUCUCUUUUUCAUUUCUCACAAUUCUCUCUCACCUUACCCUUAUUAUCGAUUUCUUCAUUUCCCCUUUUUCUCUCAAAACCAAACCCUAAAAACCAAAAUGUGUUCGUUGUUGGGAUCGUAAUCGAGUGCGGGCGAUAACAGUUUCGUGAUUCGCGCGCCUCUUUAUCAUUUCGAUUUCAAUUCCAAUGGCCAAAGAAAGUGCUACAUUGUUCGGUUUCGCGAUUGUGCGAGAUUGAUUUUUUUUUCUGAUUCGGAAGGGUUUUUGUUUGUUGCUAUCAUGUGUGAUUUGGUUGCUCGUACGGGUCGGCAUCAGCAACGGUAUGAGGACGGUUAUCGUCUUGUUGCUGGGUGUGUUCCCUUUAGAUGUAAAACUUGUGAAGACUCUAGUUCUGAGAAGAUUGUUGAAGUGCUUCUGAUUAAUUCAUCUAGUGGGCCAGGUCUUUUGUUUCCGAAGGGAGGUUGGGAGAAUGAUGAAACUGUUGAAGAGGCUGCUGUAAGAGAGGCUAUAGAAGAAGCAGGAGUUCGAGGAGAUCUAAUGGAUUGUCUUGGGUGCUAUGAGUUUAGGAGUAAGACCCACCAAGAUGAGUUCAGUCCAGAAGGGUUGUGUAAAGCAGCAAUGUUCUCUUUGUUUGUCAAAGAGGAACUUGAGCUAUGGCCUGAGCAAAAUACCAGAAAUAGGAGUUGGUUGACUGUAUCGGAGGCACUUGGAAGCCUUCGACAUGCGUGGAUGAGGGACGCUCUGGAAUGCUUCUGCAAAUGGCACGAGGAAAAGUUUGCGGGUUGAAGGAGAGGAAUUAUUUGAUAUUAGACUGAUUUGCUGACAAUUUAUUUUUAGGGAAUUGAUAUUUGACAAAAAUACUAUUCUUGGGGUAGUUACUUUAGGAAGUAUAACUUUGAUCAGAAUUGCUUAGUUAUUGUUUCAGGUCUGCGGAAUGAUCCCUGAUUCUUUUGAUUCAGAGUAGUUCAUGACAUUCAAUGUCCAGCUCAGCUGUUCAUUCUUGUUCUUUUAGUUUGUGUGUACACCUAUACUGUUUGGUUUACUAGAUUUUGAUGUUAAUAUGAUUGACUCAUACAAAACCCGGGUAAUAAAGGGAUAAUUCUUCA